GUCAGCUUUGGGCAAGGACCGGAUGUUGACGAGGAGGAAGAGGGUGAUGUGAUCGGCUCACUGGACCAGACAGCGGUAGCAGCCGGGCAGAGCAAGCUCCUUCGCAAGGACACACCUAAGCCGAAACCGUACAGUGGAACUGAUGAGUCAAAACAUACGCCGACGCGACACGCCACGUUCUUUCGGCACACCUUCCUUUGGCAAGGCAUCACCAGGCACGGCAGUGUUGGAGGAAGACGAAGAAGAAGAGGAGGCUGAGGCGGAAAUGAGCCGGCUUGCAGAAGAAUCUGCGGCGAAAGCCAGGGAGGUACCUGAACCAGCAGUAGCAUACAAGGAUUUCGAAGUGGUCAUGAUCAGAAAAGAUGGCUGCAGUCUUGGUAUCAGUAUAUCCGGCGGUGUGGAUUGCAACCCAAGAUAUCGUGCCGACAAUGACCAUGUUUACGUUACAAAGGUGAACCCAGGUGGUUUGGCAGACAAAGCUGGUGAUAUUCAGCCCGGAGAUCAAAUCAUAGCCGUGAAUGAUACAGACUACACGGGUGGAAUUUCACACGAGCAAGCAGUAUCGGUGUUGAAGGCCACCGACGGAACUGUGAAGUUUGUACUGCGCCGGGAAGUCUACACGGACGAGUCGGCACCAGUGACAAUCAAUGUCAUUCCAGCCGUUGUGGAGAAGGACAAUGACGAGGAUGACCUUGAGCGGCGCACGGACACACCGCCGACGCCAGAGGAGACCAAGAGAAAUCUGGUUGCACUGCCGGAAGAGAGGACGCUAGUCGAGGGCAUGGAGAUGGUGACGAUCAACCGUGGCGAAGAAGCUCUCGGUAUGACGAUUGUUGGUGGGAGCGACACUUCCCCCCUGCCAUUUGGCAGUCAGGCUCCAGAUGACAAAGGUGUCUACAUAUCCAAGAUUGUUCCUGAUGGUUUGGUGGCGUCGAGUGGUCAGCUGCGCGUGGGCGAUCAGAUCAUCUCUGUGAACGACAGCGAGCUGACCGGCACCCAGCACAGCACUGCUGUGGCGUGUCUGGUCGGCACGUCCGUGCUGAAGCUGAUUGUGCGUCACGUCGGCCCACCGCCCGGUAUAAUGGAGGUUGUGUUUGCAAAGGCCCCUGAGGAGAAGCUGGGAAUGAGCAUCCGUGGGGGCAGCGGUGCAGCCAAGUCUGGCAAUCCGUUUGACGACAGAGACGAGGGUAUAUUCAUCUCCAAGAUUAACCCUGGCGGUGCGGCUCACCGAUCAGGAAAGUUCCGCCAAGGCCAGCGCAUCCUGGAGGUGAAUGGCAACACACUGCUUGGAGCCACUCACCACGAGGCAGUCCACGUGCUCAAGAGUAUUGGCCAGACUGUGAAGUUUGUAGUGUGCGAUGGGUACGAGCCUCCUGAGAGCGAGCUCCAGUCUUUGGACGCAUCUUUAGUUUCGCAGGUGAGCGCUGUAUCUCAGGCUGUUCCAGCGUCGACAGGGACAACUGAGCCUCUGAGCAAUGCAUCCAGCCAGCCUCUCACUCCACCAUCUGAACCUGUCAGCCCACCAGAGGAGGCAGUCAGUCAGCCCACAGAGGCAGUCAGUCUGCCCACAGACACAGUCAGUCAACCUGCAGAGAGCAGUGCUGCUGUGCCAGAGCAGGUUGGCAGUGUAGAGGCCUCCACUGAGGUUGUUGCAGCACCCGAAACAGCUGAGCCAACCCGCACCACCCCGGAGGUCAUAGUUUCAUCGCCGUCUGAAGAUAGAGGAGACGAGCAAGAUAUUCUUGCAGAGAAGCCGAGAACAACGUCUUGGGCUGAUGAAGUCGAGGCGACAGAAGCCGCCGCAACAGAAGCUGCUGCGGCGGAAGUUGCCUCAACGGAAGCCGCUGCUGCUGCGUCAGAAAACACUGUGGAGGUUGGUGGCCAUGCCCUACGGUCCACUCCGGUUCGGGAAGCACGGCAGAAGUCUGGGUCUGAAAGUGGUGCCGUUUCAAGUCCCUCUCACUCUACGGCCACGCCGGACUCGCUAGACGCAGGCGAGAAUGAUGGCGAAGGUGCAGCAGCAUCUCCAUCGUCAUCAUCAUCAUCUGCAAGCAAGGCCAAGAAGAAGAAGCACAAGAAACACAAGAAGCGCCAUGCAGAGGAAGGCGAGGGCGCCGAAGGCAAGGAGCAUCGGCAUAGGCGGAAGCAACGCAAGGACGGUGACGCAGCUGCAGGAGGCGGCAACGCAUGAACGCCGUAAUAUUCCUUCGUGUUGCCGAGCAGAUCCAGGAGAAGCCAUCCACUGGUGGACCGGUGACUGUUCUGCACAUUCAUCCCGUGAGCUACGCUAGAACAUUGAACAUGUUGGUGUCCGUUGGACGACAAGUGCACGGGCUGCAGACACUGGCUAAUGUAUAGUUUCCUGUUGGAGGUAAUGGACAAGAGUGCAUGCCAUGCCCGGGGGCUCGCCCGUGGCUGGCAAAGAAGAAUGUACAUUUGCUGGCAAGGAGUGUAUUCAUCACAUGCAUUUGCCGAAUGUUGUUGUCAUUAUGAACUGUGAAAAGUCUUGUAUUCAACCCCCCCCCCCCCCCUCUCCCACACCCACACACCUAGGAGUAGAACUCCCAUCCUGCAUGAACCCCAUGUCUAUAGCGCUAUUUUCGCCGUUGCGUCUGUAUUCACGGUCGUCUAAUUGAGUGAAACGUUUGAUGGCAGUUUUCAUAAUGUUACUAUUGCAUAUGCUCGCUCCAGCGUGCACCUGGUGUCUAUCUGAUGAGUGUGAACUCUCCUUUCUCUCUCUCUCUCUCUCUCUCUCUCUCUCUCUCUCUCUCUCUCUCUCUCUCUCUCUCUCUCUCUUUCUCUCUCUCUUUCUCUUCUCUGUCUUCCAAUGACAUACUCUCUAACUGCUUCGCAUCAUUCAUCCAGCAUCGUCCUUGGUUUGGUUUGUUUGCGGCAAUAUCUUGUGAAGACCCUACCCUGCCCUUACCCUGCCCUGACCUGCCCUGCCCUGCCCUGCCCUGCCCUGCCCUGCUCUGCCCUGCCCCUGCACACAGCUUGUAGUAGAGUAGUCCCUGCAGUUAUGAUGUUAGAUAGUAACACGCGAGCAUGAGAUGGUGACACAAGAGUCGGUCGCAGGACAUUGCUUCAUGGUACUGAGGAUGUCUGCCUCACAGAUCCUGCUGCUGCUGCUCACUGUAAUACAGAGCCAUUAACGUUCUCUGCUGUCACUCGUCUUGUGUUGGCCGCGCCGGGGACCUCCUAUAUUUCGUCAUUCUAUCUUUUUGAUGGCUAUCUUUGUUUGAAAUCAUUGCUAUACUAGUCAAUCUAUGUUCUCACAUAAUUAUAUUAUGGUCCGAGAACGUUUAUAAUUAUUGUACAAUCUCCCCUAUAAUAUUGGCCUGGACAUGUAACUUUUCGAUGCCGCGUUGUCUCUGCACUGCUCUGGUUUACUAUUAUACUAUGUUGUGUGACUUUUGUUUGUUGCCGUGUGCCAUUUUUUGUUCGUUGUCCUUCUAUCAUUACGUUGCAGUGCCCUUCCUUAUUGUGUAUUUCUAGGUAAUAAGAUUUGUAAUAUCUUUGAAUGAAAUGAUGGCGUUGUUUUUUUGUCAAGCCUGA
This is a messenger RNA of Sycon ciliatum, 3555 nucleotides long. Its product is annotated as leucine-rich repeat-containing protein 1-like. The transcript is spliced from 13 exons. Gene Ontology annotation, molecular function: protein binding. Bases 143 to 2191 code for a protein of 682 amino acids. Gene Ontology annotation, biological process: receptor clustering; embryo development; neurotransmitter receptor transport postsynaptic membrane to endosome. The record is from RefSeq and is a predicted model, not a curated record. NCBI's taxonomy places the organism in Eukaryota, Metazoa, Porifera, Calcarea, Leucosolenida, Sycettidae. Gene Ontology annotation, cellular component: basolateral plasma membrane; adherens junction; postsynaptic membrane.